This is a messenger RNA of Daldinia vernicosa, 1212 nucleotides long. RefSeq names its product dihydroorotate dehydrogenase. The transcript has 2 exons. The coding region runs from base 145 to 1212 and encodes 355 amino acids. Gene Ontology annotation, cellular component: cytoplasm. The record is from RefSeq and is a predicted model, not a curated record. Gene Ontology annotation, molecular function: dihydroorotate dehydrogenase activity. Lineage: Eukaryota; Fungi; Ascomycota; Sordariomycetes; Xylariales; Hypoxylaceae. Gene Ontology annotation, biological process: 'de novo' pyrimidine nucleobase biosynthetic process; pyrimidine nucleotide biosynthetic process.
ACACACGCAGUGAUACAUAUACCUAAACAUUUACAUACCUAGGUAUAUAUAUGUAGGUAUAUAUAUCCAUCGUACGUAUUGUGAAUAAACACCACGCUGUCUACACUACCCAAAACAUCAGGUACCUACCUGUACUUAUUCUCCAUGGCCAAAACCGAAUCCAAAACGACCAAGGCUAAUUUACUACCACCCCCUAUCCAUAUCAAUCCGCCACUCCUCAACUCGGCAAACCCGUGGGCGACGACGCAAGAGGACCUCGAGGCUUUAUUCGAUUGUCCGUCUACAGGCGCGGUGACGACGCGAACGGCGCUGCUGCGCGGGUUUGCGCACGAUCCGGCGAGGCAUCGGUAUGCGUUUUUUGAUUCGGGAACACAUACUGUUGGUAUUACUACUUCUGUCUCUGGCGGCUUGGUUGGGAAUGUGAGUGCGAAUGCGAAUGCUAGCUUGAAUAAUAUGGGGUACAGCCCCGUGACGCUGGAUGAGUACUUGGGGUUUAUCGAGGCGAUAGUAGUGGGGGGUAGGGAAAAGGAGAAGGGGGAAGGGGAAGGAAAAGGGGUAGAGAAGUUGAAGUUGUUUAUGGUCUCGGUCACGGGGACACCGGAAGAAGUCGCCGAGUGCUACAGGCGGAUCGCGGCUCUGGCGGCGAGGAUCGAUGCGCCGCUCGCCACGGAGAUUAAUCUCAGCUGUCCGAAUAUCCCCGGCGCGCCGCCGCCGGCGUACUCUGCCGAGGGGUUGGGGUUGUAUCUGCGCGCCGUGGCGCGGGCUACUGCUACGGGGGGGCGAGAAGAAGGAACUUGUUGUUGUGAUUGUGAAGUGCCGUGGGGUAUCAAGAUCCCGCCGUAUACGCACGCUGGCCAGUUCGAUAUGCUGGUGGACGCGCUGCGGGGAGAAGCACUUGGACUUGGUCCGGGGGGCCGUUGUCCGGCGAGUUUUGUUACGGCGACGAAUACCCUGGUACACCCCCUAGCACUAGGUAACGUGGCGACGCUCCGGCGGAUGUUCGAUGCGUAUCCGGAGACUUCGCACGUGCAGAUAAUAGGGGUCGGGGGUGUUGAGGAUGCGGCGGGGUAUAGGCGGAUGAGGGAUGUAGGGGCGGCGGCUGUUGGUGUAGGGACUGCGCUUGGGAGGAAGGGGGUUGGGGUCUUUGGUGAAAUUGAGGAUGGACUGAGGGCGUUAUCAGGGGAUAGGGAGGGGGAGGGAGUUAGGUGGUGA